GGAACAUGGCGGCUGCGGAGCCGGCGGUCCUUGCGCUCCCCAAUAGUGGCGGCGUGGGCGCGGGGGCGCCGUCGGGCACGGUCCCGGUGCUCUUCUGUUUCUCUGUCUUCGCGCGACCCUUGUCGGUGCCGCACGGCGCGGGCUACGAGCUGCUCAUCCAGAAGUUCCUCAGCCUGUACGGUGACCAGAUCGACAUGCACCGCAAAUUCGUGGUGCAGCUCUUCGCCGAGGAGUGGGGCCAGUACGUGGACUUGCCCAAGGGCUUCGCGGUGAGCGAGCGCUGCAAGGUGCGCCUCGUGCCGCUGCAGAUCCAGCUCACUACCCUGGGAAAUCUUACACCUUCAAGCACUGUGUUUUUCUGCUGUGAUAUGCAAGAAAGGUUCAGACCAGCCAUCAAGUAUUUUGGGGAUAUUAUUAGUGUGGGACAAAGACUGUUGCAAGGGGCCCGGAUUUUAGGAAUACCUGUUAUUGUAACAGAACAGUAUCCUAAAGGUCUUGGGAGCACGGUUCAAGAAAUUGAUUUAACAGGUGUAAAACUGGUACUUCCAAAGACCAAGUUUUCAAUGGUAUUACCAGAAGUAGAAGCAGCAUUAGCAGAGAUUCCCGGAGUCAGGAGUGUUGUAUUAUUUGGAGUAGAAACUCAUGUGUGCAUCCAACAAACUGCCCUGGAGCUAGUUGGCCGAGGAGUGGAGGUUCAUAUUGUUGCUGAUGCCACCUCAUCAAGAAGCAUGAUGGACAGGAUGUUUGCCCUCGAGCGUCUUGCUCGAACCGGGAUCAUAGUGACCACGAGUGAGGCUGUUCUGCUUCAGCUGGUAGCUGAUAAGGACCAUCCAAAAUUCAAGGAAAUUCAGAAUCUAAUUAAGGCGAGUGCUCCAGAGUCGGGUCUGCUUUCCAAAGUGUAGGACAUUUGAAGAACUGGUACGCUACCCACUGGUGAAGGACAGUCAGGUGAAGGACUGCAAGCCCACACAAGCUCUUCUUAUCUCUACUAGAAUUAAAAUGUUAAGUCAAAAACGGCUCCUUUUUUGCGCCUCUUAGUGAAACUUAACCAGCUAGACCAUUUGGGUACCAGCAUUUAGUUACAAAUGUCAAAGGCUUCUGGUGCUGCUUACCUUCCUUUUUUGUUAAUGUGCUUUUAUUUAUUAAAAAAAUUAUAAUGAAGGUGCCUGUUUUGUCUAUACUGUGUACUCUGAUCGUAUCUUUCAAAAGUGCAGACUCUUGUGAAGUUUUCUUAAAUUGUGCACUUUAAAGAAAAUGAAGUACCAAUAAUGAUUUCACUUUUAUAUUACUGUAAGAUGUUAUAUUGUUAAUGUGGAUGUAGUGCUUUUACUUUACAGAUUGAUUGGAAUAAGAUUAUUAUAUAUGAAUUUACCCACAGGACUCUGGAUCAUGUUACCCACUCCCCUCACAAUGUUGUCCACUUACUGAGUUGCAUUGAUGUAUCCAUACCAAAUGAUGUUGAAUAAUUACAUAUCUUUCUUGAUUACACCGAUUUCUUAUUUUGGUCACUGUUACUAAAUCUCUGUUAAUGUUCUGUCUUUUAACUGAAUCUU
This is a messenger RNA of Macaca mulatta (Rhesus monkey), 1553 nucleotides long. RefSeq names its product isochorismatase domain containing 1 (gene ISOC1). NCBI's taxonomy places the organism in Eukaryota, Metazoa, Chordata, Mammalia, Primates, Cercopithecidae. The record is from RefSeq and is marked provisional.